Messenger RNA from Priapulus caudatus, 1853 nucleotides. Its product is annotated as succinyl-CoA ligase subunit alpha, mitochondrial-like. Gene Ontology annotation, biological process: tricarboxylic acid cycle. NCBI's taxonomy places the organism in Eukaryota, Metazoa, Priapulida, Priapulimorpha, Priapulimorphida, Priapulidae. The record is from RefSeq and is a predicted model, not a curated record. Gene Ontology annotation, molecular function: succinate-CoA ligase (ADP-forming) activity; succinate-CoA ligase (GDP-forming) activity. Gene Ontology annotation, cellular component: succinate-CoA ligase complex (ADP-forming); mitochondrion. The transcript is spliced from 8 exons. Bases 1 to 972 code for a protein of 323 amino acids.
AUGGAGUACGAUGUCGCUCGUCGGCGAACAUCUUGCGACGACGGACGGACGUCGGCCGUGUCGCAUCGCGUCGCAGAAACGCCCUCGCGGCAUACGACAUAUCCGCCGAAUGCAUCGAAGGUCCUGUCGUCGCCGAGCCGACCUGCAGCUGCAGAUCAGGCUGCCGGAUACAGGCGGCAGUCUGACCGCGGCGAGCGCCGGCCGACGAACGGCUCCAAGCGGCCGAUGCCCAACAGCGCUAACCGGAAGGCAAAAGAGCAAACUGGUGCAACUGCUUCGGUUAUCUAUGUGCCUCCCCCUGGUGCAGCUGCAGCCAUCUUGGAAGCAAUUGAUGCCGAGAUUUCACUGGUUGUCUGUAUAACUGAGGGAAUACCACAACAUGACAUGGUUCGUGUGAAACACAAACUUCUUCGCCAGUCAAAGACGAGGCUUAUUGGUCCCAACUGUCCAGGAAUUAUUAGGCCCGGACAGUGUAAGAUCGGCAUCAUGCCUGGACACAUUCACCGGCCCGGUAGGAUCGGCAUCGUGUCGCGAUCCGGCACGCUCACCUACGAGGCUGUGCAUCAGACGACGCAGUGCGACCUCGGACAAACCUUGUGCGUCGGCAUCGGCGGCGACCCUUUCAACGGCACCAACUUUGUGGACUGCCUGGAGGUGUUUAUGAACGAUCCGGAGACAGAAGGUAUUGUAAUGAUCGGUGAGAUAGGCGGUGCGGCCGAGGAAAGAGCAGCAGAUUUUCUAAAGAAACACAAUACUGGUGAAAAUGCAAAGCCUGUCGUGUCGUUCAUUGCUGGUGUGACAGCGCCCCCUGGCAGGAGGAUGGGUCAUGCUGGAGCGAUCAUUGCUGGUGGCAAGGGUGGUGCUAAGGAGAAGAUUCAGGCACUACAGGAUGCUGGUGUCGUCGUCACCUCAUCCCCAGCUCAGAUGGGCUCUGCUAUGAAAGAGGAAAUGCAGAAAAGAGGAAUUGCAUGAUCCUGCUGCCACCUAGUAAUUUAAUCAGCAGUUUCAGUUCCUGAUUAAAGAGGUACUCACUUUCUCACAUGAUUAAACCACACAAAGGCAAUGUUUUGCUACAAAGUUUUUAUCUUAAAAUAACCCGGUGUCGAUUACACACACUUUCACCUAUUGAACUUCAAGGACCGUUUCUCAUUGAUGGAAUUUGUCAGUUGUUAGAGCAAAAAUAAUACAAGCAAUGUGUGCAGCUAAAGAGAGCUAAUGUUUUGCAAGACAGUAUUAGGUUAGUAUUGUAAAAUAUUAGCGAUUUAUUUGUCCUGCUUGCAAUUAUUUCGUUUUUGGGAGUUAAGUACAUGCACAAAUGGUAAUAACCACAUUUAAUGUUGUUCAGUGGCUCUACAAAGUGUUGAUUGUCCUGGACAUGUUAUACGUCAGUGAUUCAUGUCGUUAGAUGCGUAAUAUCCUUCACCGUAUAGUACUCUCAUGUGCAUAUGCACUCAUUCAUCCUACGUGCAUACGGUUUAAUAAUAUUUAUAUGCAAGCAGGCAAGUUAUUUUGGUGUUCACGUUUUUUUGCUCUCACAUCUUGACAAUACUCGUGUUUGCCCCCCCUCCCCCAUGUUGACACUUUCUGGUUGCCUAUUUUCUCACACUAGGUCCUGGAAAGUAUGUUAUAAUUUAAGGGAAAUGUCACGUAUGGUUUGGAUGACAUUAUCCUCAGUGUUAAAUUUGCUAUAGGGCUUGUAAUUAAAUAUAUUUACGGUCAUUAUAAAAAAAAUAUAGUAACGCUGAUGUUUUUCUUUUGUCAUGGAGUUGAAUUAAUUAUGCAAGAAAGGUGAGCUAGUUUGGUUGCAAGUACUCAAAAUUUAUUAAACUGCCACAUGCGUGAUGACACUGCAA